Messenger RNA from Telopea speciosissima, 1668 nucleotides. RefSeq names its product protein DETOXIFICATION 41-like. The transcript has 8 exons. Gene Ontology annotation, biological process: xenobiotic detoxification by transmembrane export across the plasma membrane. The record is from RefSeq and is a predicted model, not a curated record. Bases 38 to 1564 code for a protein of 508 amino acids. Gene Ontology annotation, molecular function: xenobiotic transmembrane transporter activity; antiporter activity. Lineage: Eukaryota; Viridiplantae; Streptophyta; Magnoliopsida; Proteales; Proteaceae. Gene Ontology annotation, cellular component: vacuolar membrane.
ACCCAAUCUCAAUCACAAAGCAUCAGACCCAUUAACCAUGGCCGAAAACAGUGGCACUACUCAGCCAUUGCUGCAAGGGAUCAAUGACCAGGCUCGACUCUCCGAUCUGUCCUCAGAAGCUGUGGAGGAGCUCUUGGCACAGGAGCCAGUGUCUGUUGGACAGUGGCUGAGGCUGGUGGGUUGGGAGUCCAAGCUCCUCUGGUAUCUCUCUGGUGCUUCAAUUGCUGUCUCUAUCUUCAAUUUCAUGCUCAGUUUGGUGACCCAGAUGUUCACUGGCCAUUUGGGUGCCUUGGAACUUGCUGGUGCUUCCAUUGCCAAUGUUGGUAUUCAAGGUCUUGCUUAUGGGAUCAUGUUGGGUAUGGCUAGUGCUGUUCAGACAGUAUGUGGGCAGGCCUAUGGAGCAAAGAAGUAUGAUUCCAUGGGCAUAGUUUGCCAAAAAGCCAUAAUCUUGCACUUGGGAGCAUCUGUCCUCCUAACCUUUGUGUAUUGGUACUCCGGCACCAUACUCCGGGCAAUCGGUCAGUCAGAUAGCAUAUCAGCACAAGGACAGAUUUUCGCACGUGGAUUGCUUCCUCAACUAUAUGCAUUUGCAAUCUAUUGCCCUAUGCAGAGAUUUCUCCAAGCACAGAACAUUGUAAACCCCUUAGCUUACAUAUCUUUUGGGAUCUUCCUUGUACAUAUACUUCUCACAUGGUUGGUUGUGGAUGUGGUGGAGUAUGGUCUCCUGGGAGCAGCUCUUACAUUGGGUUUAUCUUGGUGGCUACUUGUGUUUGUGACUGGGCUUUAUAUAAUUUUGAGCCCAUCUUGCAAGGAAACUUGGACAGGGUUCUCUAUGAAGGCCUUCAGGGGGUUAUGGUCUUACUUGAAGCUCACACUUGCUUCUGCUGUUAUGCUGUGCUUGGAGAUAUGGUAUAACCAGGGAAUUGUGCUUAUAUCAGGAUUGCUCCCUAAUCCUACUAUCUCACUUGACUCUAUUUCCAUUUGCAUGAACUACCUAAACUGGGACAUGCAGUUUAUGUUAGGCCUAAGUACAGGAACCAGUGUUCGAGUUGGAAAUGAGCUAGGGGCUGGUAACCCAAAGGUUGCAAGAUUAUCGGUGAUUGUUGUUAAUGCAACAAGCAUCUUGAUUAGUAUUAUAUUCAGCGCAUUUGUUUUGAUAUGUCGCACCGCACUAAGUAAGGCUUUCACCAGUGAUGAUGAGGUUAUUACCGCAGUUUCGGAUUUGACUCCAUUACUUGCAAUCUCAGUAUUCCUAAAUGGAAUUCAACCCAUACUUUCAGGGGUGGCAAUUGGGAGUGGAUGGCAAGCUGUGGUUGCUUAUGUUAACCUAACCACUUACUACAUCAUUGGUCUUCCUAUUGGAUGUGUUCUUGGCUUCAAAACAGGCCUUGGAGUGGCAGGAAUUUGGUGGGGAAUGAUAUUUGGAGUUUUUCUUCAGACAGUGACCCUCAUAAUCUUGACUGCUAGAACAAACUGGAAUAAAGAGGUCGAAAAAGCUGCCGAUCGAUUAAAGAUAUCGGCAGAUGAUGAAGAAAAACGUGACUUGGUGGAGCACAUUGCAUGACCAUUCCCAAGAAAAUUAGCAUAUGUUUCUAUAUAUAGAUUGAUGACACCAUAUAAUUCUAUAGAGAGAGGAUUGGAAGAAAUCAAGAGAAGGUCCAAGUUUUG